Argiope bruennichi is the source of this 870-nucleotide messenger RNA. Its product is annotated as FMRFamide-activated amiloride-sensitive sodium channel-like. The transcript has a single exon. Bases 1 to 870 code for a protein of 289 amino acids. Gene Ontology annotation, molecular function: ligand-gated sodium channel activity. Gene Ontology annotation, biological process: sodium ion transmembrane transport. Lineage: Eukaryota; Metazoa; Arthropoda; Arachnida; Araneae; Araneidae. The record is from RefSeq and is a predicted model, not a curated record. Gene Ontology annotation, cellular component: membrane.
AUGGAUCCAUUUGUAACAUUUCGGUAUGGAAACUGCAUCACAUUCAACAAACACUCAAAUUUACAUACUUCGAAAAUCGGCGUUGGAAGUGGUUUAAUUCUCAAAUUAGAACUUGAGUGCUUUUGUUAUUUACCUACUACAGAUACAUAUGGAGCAAGGAUUUUAAUUCAUGAUCCAAACGAAAAGCCAAAUCCAGAAGAAGAAGGUUUUAAUAUCAGUCCAGGAUAUGAAAUAUUAAUAUCCAUGAAAAAAAUCAUUACUCAAAGAUUGCCUGCACCAUACAAAGAUAAAUGUAUGGACUAUAAAAAAAGAACAAAUGGAUCUCCAGUGAGCAAAAAUGAUUGUGUUCGAAGAUGUAUUCAAGAAAAGAAUUUUGCAGAAUGCGGGUGCAUCGACCAAACUUUGGGAGUAAUGAUUCACUUGAAAUCUUGCGAUGCCACAAACGAGACACAAUCAUGUUGCUUGCACGAUGUUCUUACAGAUAUGGGUAGCCAUGGCCCACCCUGUAAUUGUCCCUUACCUUGCAGUACGUUUAAUUAUAAAUCAGUGUUAUCAAGAUCAACUUUACCGAAAGGAAAUUCACUCAUAGAAAUGACUUUAUCCAAUGUUUAUGAUAACAAAUGCAUGUUAAAGCAAGAAAAAGUUAGAGUAAAUGUAUAUUAUUCCAGCAUGGAAGAACACAUUUAUAAACAACAUCCUAAGUGGUUAAUAUCAGAGUUCCUCGGAUUUUUAGGGAACGAGUUUGGAAUUUGGCUGGGAUUGUCUUUAAUGGUGGUAUUUGAGGUUAUUGAAAAAUUGAGACAGUUUGCAGCUUAUAUCUUUAUCACUUUGCUAAAAGGCAAGAUGAAGUGUUUUUAUUCGCAACGUUAA